AUGGCGCAAUCUCUCGAGGCCAAAAUCGUCGUCCUCGGCGCCCAGGGCGUGGGCAAAACGAGUCUUCUAUAUCGGUACAUCAAGAACCAGUUCACACCCGCCAGCACUACGAGCACGGUCGGAGCGAGCUUCAUGACGAAGAGGGUGGUGGAUGAUGAGAGUGACACGGUUGUGCGUCUGCAGAUCUGGGAUACGGCUGGGCAGGAACGGUUUAGAUCCAUAUCAAGACUCUACUACCGCGGCGCAAACGCCUGUAUCCUCUGCUAUAGCAUCACAGACCUAGCCUCCUUCGAGGAAAUGGGCGUUUGGCUCACAGAGUUACGGCGGAAUCUCCCACCUGAUAUCAUCCUGCACGUCGUCGGCACAAAAGCAGAUCUCGUCGCGCGCGAUCCCACGAAGAGAGAAGUGCCCUUCGAACGCUGCAUCGCGUAUGUCGCUGAGAAUCUGGCGCCUGGCAUGAGCAGCACGCCGCCUGCGACGGCGACGCCUGGAGGGAUAGAGGGAGGUGGUUUUCGCCCGUUUUUCGCGCCGAGACAGGAGGUCGAUGGCGCGCGCAGUCCGAGUUCGAAGAGAAGUUCCGGGUUUUGGGGACAGGAGGUUGGGUGGGAUUGUUGUCAUGAGGUUAGUGCGGAGAGUGGGGAGGGCGUGGAGGAGGUGUUUAGGGUUAUUACGAGGAAAUUGGUCGAGCAGGAUAGGGUGCUCAGCCAGCAGCUUUUGAGUGCUGCGCAGACGCCGGGGGUUACGCCUGGGCUUGAUGGGCCUGGGGAGGGAGGGGGAGGGUAUUUCGAGGGGAUGAGACCUGGGGGCAGUUUUAGGGUCGGGAGGGAUAGGAGGAGUUGGUUUGGGGUGCCGGUGGAGAAUUAUAUUGAUGCUGGGCCGCAGAAUGGACCGCCGGAGGUUAAGCAGAGGAGGAAGUGUUGUUGA
Molecule: messenger RNA, 924 nt
Organism: Glarea lozoyensis ATCC 20868
Lineage: Eukaryota; Fungi; Ascomycota; Leotiomycetes; Helotiales; Helotiaceae
Product: P-loop containing nucleoside triphosphate hydrolase
Exons: 2
Coding region: 1-924 (307 amino acids)
Biological process (GO): intracellular protein transport
Cellular component (GO): endomembrane system
Molecular function (GO): GTP binding; GTPase activity
Source: RefSeq, a predicted model, not a curated record